Messenger RNA from Plenodomus lingam JN3, 336 nucleotides. The record is from RefSeq and is a predicted model, not a curated record. NCBI's taxonomy places the organism in Eukaryota, Fungi, Ascomycota, Dothideomycetes, Pleosporales, Leptosphaeriaceae.
AUGUAUUACAAACUAGAUCGUCAAUAUGUAAGAUUUAGAUUUAAAAUAUAUUUGCACAUUGAUGACGUAGAAGUUCUUAAUACAAUUAAAUCUAAUUUAAAUAAUUACGAAGAAAUUAAAAAUAUUAUAUGCCCUAUAUUUAAUGCAUUUCCUUUGCAUACUAGUAAAAGAUUAGACUUUGAAAACUUUUCUCAAGCGGUCUUUAUUAAAGAUAAUAAACAAUUAUCUGAUGCUGGUAUGAGCAAAAUAGUAUCCCUUAAAAAUACUAUGAACACUAAAAGAGAAAUAUUUACAUAUAAUACUACAAAACCUCAAAUUAUAAUAAACCCUAAUUGA